AUGGCUGUAAGGGGUCACGGGAAUCAGUCCUGAGGGACGUGAAAGCGGGCAGCUGGACGAAAGAUCGGCUCCUGGGGGCCACUGGACCUGAAAUGAUAGGCCCAUGAGGAGGGGAGGGGCCAGGAGCACAGCUGAGGGCUUCCUGUGUCGCAAAACAUGGCACGUCGCCCGCGCAACAGCCGUGCCUGGCGCUUCGUGUUAAGCGGUGUACGCAGAGACCAGGAGGGCCGGGCACCGGUCUUGCCAGCAGGUGAAGAUGCGUGGGGUUAUGAUUCAGAUGGCCAGGUUCCUUCUGAAAGAUGUCUCUCCCCGCAGCACAGUAACAGCGAUUCGGACAGCGAGGUGCUUCACUUGCCGCCCUCUAUAGCCAGCGCCGUACCUGUAACUGGCGAAUCGUACUGUGAUUGUGACAGCCAGAAUGAUGCCUACUGCUCGAGUUUGCACACCUUCCACCAGAUCAAGAGCUGUCAGUGCGGCGAGGAGGAUGAUUACUUUGACUGGGUAUGGGACGACUGCAGCAAAUCUACAGCUACUGUCUUGAGCUGCGACGACCGUAAAGUUAGCUUCCAUGUGGAGUAUAGCUGCGGCACUGCUGCCAUACGAGGAAACAAAGUGCUCUCCGAGGGUCAACAUUUUUGGGAGAUCAAGAUGACAUCCCCAGUGUAUGGCACAGAUAUGAUGGUUGGCAUUGGCACUUCAGAUGUAAACUUGGAUAAAUAUCGUCAUACUUUCUGCAGCCUUCUGGGUAAAGAUGGAGAAAGCUGGGGGCUCUCCUAUACAGGUUUACUUCAGCAUAAGGGUGACAAAAGCAGCUUUUCAUCACGCUUUGGCCAAGGAUCGAUCAUUGGGGUGCAUCUAGAUACAUGGCAUGGAGUGCUCACCUUCUACAAAAACAGGAAGUGCAUUGGUGUUGCCGCCACACAGCUAAGAAACAAGAAGCUGUUUCCGAUGGUUUGCUCCACUGCGGCUAAAAGCAGCAUGAAGGUGAUACGGUCUUGUUGCUGCCGCACCUCUCUGCAGUACCUUUGCUGUGCGCGCCUGCGCCAACUCCUUCCCGACUGCGUGGACUCUUUGGAAGCCCUGCCGCUACCUCCUGGUCUUAAACAACUGCUGGGCAACAAAUUGGGAUGGGUGCUUCAGAUGGGCACAAAUCCAGCUCAACAGAGCAACGAAGACUCCCCGGCCGCCACGUCGUGCAGCAGCGAUUCGGACAGCAGCUGCCUGCCAGGCAUGGAGGAUUGUCAGCGCAAGCGUUGUCGUAGGAUUUAAGUGGGUUAUUCUGGGAGUUGAGGGCUACCCGAUCCUGAUGCUUCUUUCUCUCCACAUGGCCAUCGCAUCCCACAAUGAACUUUUGGAAGGACAAAAGAAGGGAUAUUCUACUUUCCCACAAGCAAGAAGAAAAAUCAAGACGUUAAGGGCAGAAAGGAAGCACAGGAGUCGGGAUCUCAUGACGUAGUUAUGUUAUAACUGGGAAACAUGGUGCUAUAAACAUUAGGCACUUGUCCUUUACCGUGAUGUGUGUUUUUGACUGGGGUCACAGUGACCCGAUUGCCUUAGAAGGGACAGACGGUUGAGCAUCUGACAUUCAAAUCAUUACACUUACUGACUCCAAUUAAAAAUAUUGUCUAGAGGGAUCUCCAAAAAUCUAAAACGCGCCCCUCGGGCGGUGUGCAAUUAUGUGAAAUAUAUUUUAACGGCUUAUUAACUAUUAAAAAUGUGUGCGUUUGGGGGGGGGGAUUAUCCCUCCCUGAUUACCCCAGGUUGAAAGAGUA
Molecule: messenger RNA, 1772 nt
Organism: Spea bombifrons (plains spadefoot toad)
Lineage: Eukaryota; Metazoa; Chordata; Amphibia; Anura; Pelobatidae
Gene: SPSB3
Product: splA/ryanodine receptor domain and SOCS box containing 3
Exons: 7
Coding region: 157-1269 (370 amino acids)
Biological process (GO): proteasome-mediated ubiquitin-dependent protein catabolic process
Cellular component (GO): SCF ubiquitin ligase complex
Molecular function (GO): protein binding
Source: RefSeq, a predicted model, not a curated record